Melanotaenia boesemani (Boeseman's rainbowfish) is the source of this 2205-nucleotide messenger RNA. RefSeq names its product protein FAM181B. Lineage: Eukaryota; Metazoa; Chordata; Actinopteri; Atheriniformes; Melanotaeniidae. The record is from RefSeq and is a predicted model, not a curated record. The coding region runs from base 520 to 1482 and encodes 320 amino acids. The transcript has a single exon.
UUCUUUUUAAAAUAUGUUUUGUUUAUGAUAGACUGAAAUUUUUGUGAGAACUUUGUGUUACAGCUUUGCUUUGCAUUAAUACAUCAGCCAUGAGGCUUUUCUUCUCACUGUUACAGUAAUAUCCUCCAGUUUCAUCAAAGCUUUUGUGGUUCAGAGCACACACAAACAGUCAAACUAGAAGAGGAGAGUUCUGACAGAGGUUUUUGUCUUCAGCUCAGCAGGAAAUUUCAGACAAAUCCCUCUUAGAUGCAGGUGGUCGGGCACAAGCAAAGAGUUAAGUCCUGCGGUUCCUUUGCCCCUCCUCUUUGAUGUUCUGACAUCAUCAGUCCAGCCCCCUGAAAGAUCUUCUUGCUUUCUGCAGAGCCCGUCACUUUUACACUGGAAUGUUUAUAGCAACUUCGGGAGCAGCAUCAGGACCAAGAGUUUAUCAGGAAGGACAAGAAGUCAUGCUCUGAAGAAACUUUUGGUUCAGGGAUCACAGUGGAUGCCACAGGUGUAGCCGCUGGGCUCAACAAAGUAAUGGCUGUUCAAACUGCAAUCAUGAACCCUCAGUUCAUGAGUUUCUGUUUCCCUGGUUCUGUGAUGGAGUAUGAUGUGGAAAAAAGUAUGGAUGGGAGUCUCCUGGGCGAGGCAGAAAAUGAUGAGGACUUCAAAGAGACCACUAGGGACCUGCUGAGCUUCAUAGACUCAGCCUCCAGCAAUAUCAAGUUGGCUCUGGACAAGCCUGUGAAAUCCAAAAGGAAAGUCAACCACCGGAAGUAUCUACAGAAGCAGAUCAAAAGGUGCUCUGGUAUUAUAACACCAGGAAACAUGGCAGAAGCCCCGGUAAAAAGACAAGGUUCCCCUUUGACUCAGCCAAGCGCUUUGCAGAGCAAAACUCUACCUAAGCGUGAUGGGGUCCAGGCCAACUUACAGAGCAAGAGCCUGGCAGCUCUUUUCAACCCUGUGAAGGAUAUAAGAGGGGAGAAAGCAAAGAAGCCACCCCUGAGGCAUCGCAAUCUGCCUCCAUCUUUUUUUACUGAGCCUGCUAACUGUUCUAAAGUCAGCUCCACAUCCGGGAUGACACUAAAGGACUUUGAACGAGGCAAUCCUGAGGCUGCAGAGUUCUUUGAGAUCCUGGGACCUGAUUACAGCAACAUGAUAAGCGACCAGGACCUUUAUCAAGGCAUGCCUCUGCGGGUACAACCGGAAUUGGGAGUUCUGGAUCCUGCUUCGUACGAUGCUCACCACUUAGUUGGUGGUCUCUUCUAUUCUGAGCCCUGGACUAGCUGUUCAGGAACCUCUAAAAAGCAAGGAGAGAUUCUGAGUACAGGCCCAGCCCAGCCUCCCAUCUACUGUGAGUCUGAGGAUGCUUCUGGGCCCAUGGAUGACAAUGCACUGUGCACUUUGACUUUCCCUAACUUCUUCACAGAAUGCUCUGUACCUCAGGUUACCUAUGAUUUAAAUGGUGGUUAUAACAGAGUGAGUUAUUCCUCUCUAUGAUGAUCUGACAUUUAGAAAAACUGAUAAAUAGCUAAUAGAUAAUUGGGCCCAGGUCUAACAGUACGGUAGUGUGAGACAGUUUGACUUUGUACAUCCAUUGUGCAGGUGAUAUUGCAACUGAGAAAUUUGUAAUAGCAUCCUUGCUCAACAAAAAGUACAUGCAAUCUUACCCCAAGUCUAGCUUCUUAAAAAAGGAACAAAGUCAAAAGCUUCUUGAAGUAAUCAGAUAAAGUUUUGUUAUAUUUCCCAGUUUUAAUUUCCAGCCAUUUCUAUUUAAUGUUGAAUUACUUAACUUGUGGAAUUUUAUCAUAUCAGCUGUUCACAGUUUGACAGUUUGAGUAAAAAUACAUCUAAUUUAGGGUGCAUUUAAGAUUUUUCCAUGAAGGUUACUCUUAUGGGAAUUUGCCCAUCAAUUAUUAGUUUACAAUAUUUUACAUCUUACAAAAGGGAAAAUCAAAAGCUGCAGGAAGUUAUUGGAUUAGUCUGCUAAUAAUCUGUUUAUCCUAGAGAAUGAUAGUGUAGCGCAACAGAUGCACUUUUCCAAUCCUUACAUUAACAGUUCUGUGCAACAACAAAAAAGGAAAAACUAAUUUUUUUUUGCUACUAUUACAACUAUGUAUGAUGCCAUGUUUGCCUUACAGAAUUUUAUUGCUCUGAAUUUAUUUUCAGCUGGCAGAUCCACCACUUGUAUACGACAAAAUAAAGCUGGUCUUUAUUACUGUG